CACGUAGGGCCUGGCCAGUCCGCUCCUGCGCUGCCCUUCGCAGCGACUCCUGGAUCGUGUGGUCAGGCGCUAUGCAGAGGUGGCCGACGCUGGCAGCAUCUUCAUGGACCAUUUCACCGACCGCGACAAGCUGCGCCUGCUCUACACGCUGGCUGUCAACUCACACCCCAUCCUCCUACAGAUCUUCCCUGGGGCUGAGGGAUGGCCGCUGCCCAAGUACCUGGGCUCCUGUGGCAGAUUCCUCGUCAGCACCAGCACCAGACUGCUGCAGGAAUUCUAUGGUGCACCCCCAGAUCAGGCAGCCGACCUUGCCUUCCAGCUCCUGGGUGUCCUGGAGUCUCUGAGGAGCAACGAUUUGAACUAUUUCUUCUACUUCACCCACAUUGAUGCAGGCAUGUUCGGCGUCUUUAACAACGGGCAUCUGUUCAUCCGGGAUGCCAGUGCAGUGGGUGUCAUCGACAAGCAGGAAGGUACUCAGCAUGGGCCUGGCUGA
Molecule: messenger RNA, 493 nt
Organism: Piliocolobus tephrosceles (Ugandan red Colobus)
Lineage: Eukaryota; Metazoa; Chordata; Mammalia; Primates; Cercopithecidae
Product: divergent protein kinase domain 2B-like
Exons: 2
Coding region: 104-493 (129 amino acids)
Source: RefSeq, a predicted model, not a curated record